CGGCGGCGGCCGCAGCAGCAAGAGCGGCAGCAUGUUGGGCAGAGUUCGCUCAGCGGUGGCGCAACUAGUCGGGGGUCUGGGAGGCGGAGGAAGCCCCCGCAGUCCGCAACACACCUCGCCCGCUGCCAGCGCCUCAACCGCGUCGUCCCCGCCUAUUCUGUCCGAGGCUGCCGGGCCCAGCGUUAGCGCCGCCACUACCACCACCACCUCCGCUACCACCACGAGCAGCUCCUAUCGUGAGGGGCCCCGCGGCAGCUUCUCGAGGCCGUCUUUUCUGCAGCUCACGCCAGAGGAGCUUCUGCUGGCCGACGACCACACGGGCAGAACCGUCCAGAGCCCCCGCGAGAGUCGCCGUCGCCUGCCCUGGAGCACCGGCUACGCCGAGGUGAUAAAUGCUGGUAAGAGCCAGCAUAAUGAGGAUCAAGCCUGUUGUGAAGCCGUCUUUGUGGAAAAAAGAGAUACCCUGAGAAAUAACCCAGGCCACAAGGGAAUCUCUGGAGAGUCAGAAGGCAGAAAAGGUCUGUACUUUUACUACUGGGGUUUGUUUGACGGACAUGCGGGAAGUGGAGCUGCAAUUAUGGCAUCCAAACUGCUUCAUUUUCAUAUUCGUGACCAACUCCAAGAUUUGGUGGAUAUCCUACAAGAUUCCUCUGCUCCUCCAAUUUGCCUGCAAAAGGGACCCAGCACAAUUCUCACAGAAUCAAGCAAAACUUCUCUGGCAGAAGAAGACAAAGAGGUCCCAAACAAUGCCUUGCCACGCUUCCAUAUGGAAAAGGUGGUUUCCCGUGAAAGUUUAGUAGUGGGAGCCAUUGAAAAUGCAUUCAAGCAGAUGGACUAUCAAAUUGAGCAAGAACGGGUGACUAGACAGGCAACAGGAGGCUGCUGUGCACUGACUGUGGUUUAUCUUCUGGGGAAGUUUUAUGUGGCCAAUGCUGGUGAUAGUAGGGCCAUUGUCAUCCGUAAUGGGGAAAUCAUUCCAAUGUCCCGGGAGUUUACUCCAGAGACAGAGAGGCAAAGGCUACAGUUUUUAGGCUAUUUGAGGCCUGAAUUACUGGGAAAUGAGUUUACUUACUUUGAGUUUCCCCGAAGGAUCCAACAGAAGGAAGUGGGAAAGAAGAUGUUAUAUAGGGACCAAAAUAUGAACGGCUGGGCAUAUAAACGGAUAGAAGAAGAUGACCUGAAGUUUCCACUUGUAUAUGGAGAGGGUAAAAAAGCUCGAAUGAUGGCAACUAUUGGGGUAACUCGAGGCUUAGGAGACCAUGAUCUCAAAGUUUACAACUCCAACAUCCACAUUAAACCUUUCUUAUCUUGCACUCCAGAGGUGCACAUUUAUGAUCUCACACAGUAUGAGCACUGCCCUGAUGAUGUGCUGGUGCUGGGCACUGAUGGCCUCUGGGAUGUCACUAGUGAUCAAGAAGUGGCCACUGUGGUCACCGAUGUAUUGAUGGGCUAUGAACCCAAUGAUCCUUGCAGAUAUACCAUGGCAGCCCAGGAAUUGGUAAUGAGAUCCAGAGGAGUUCUGAAGGACCGUGGUUGGAGGCUGGCCAAUGACAAACUAGGCUCUGGAGAUGAUAUCUCUGUUUUUGUUAUCCCUCUAGGUGGUCCAGGAAACUAUUCCUGAACCUUGAGCCUCCAGGAUAGAGUUCUUGAUUCAAAACUAUACAAAAUGUAACUUAACUGAAGAUUGUAGAUUCCCUUGCUGUUGAAAUAUUUUGUUCUUCAAGUCUUCAGAAGUGGAUUAGAAAACCCAAUCAUAAAGACCGCAGUUUCCAUCCAGUUCUCAACUUUUUCAAGCAAGUGAGAGCCAUGACACAUAGCCGAAAUCAAAGCCUUUCAGGAAUUACUUCCAUAAGGUCUUGAUGUGCUGUGGAAAUCCUUAAUUCUCAGGGCUGUGUGGAGUCUGGGGUGUGGUGCCAGGGAAAGAAAACUGACUGUGGGUUCCACCGGCAUGGAAAUGGUCUUCAUGCUAAUUGUUAGUCCUGGAGUUAUCCUUGAUCCGUUACAGUACUGCAUCAUUUGUAAAUAUUUUUCCUUUUGUUUCCCCCAUGAUUAUAAAGGGACAGCUCAAGAUGCCAAGGACCACCUCAUUCUGAUUCACAGUGGCAACUGUGCCAAUGGCCACUGUGUCUAGAAAAUACUAUCUUACUUGGCAAUUAAUCAUAUGUGAAUUGUUAAAAAAUAAUGUCAAGUAAGUGUUGUUGACUGGUUGUUAGUUAUUUCUUGGAUUUCUCCUAGGCAGGAUAUGCAGUUUUUCCCUCUGAACAUUGAAUUUCAGGCUGAAUGCUAAAUAAGCACUCAUUUUAAAAGUAUCACUUAUUUUGCGGGGAUUUUUCUGUAUCAUGUUUAAUACUGUACAUCGUUUAACAAAAUUUGCUAAUUUUAUAGGAGUCCCUCCUCUGAAUGGCAGUGGAUGGGUACAACUGAUUUCUAUCAUAGAAAAUAUUGUGAAGAAAAUCUUAUCUUGUAUUGCUUUCUCCACAAAGUGGUGGAACAUCUGGUGAUCUAAGUCAACAACUGAGCCUUAAAUAACAAUAUAGAGAAAUCUUCUGCAGGAUAGGGGAUUGCAAAUAUGUACCUAAGGGCAUCUAGAGAAGUUAACAUUGUAGAAGAGAUUUUAUUUCUAGUCACCUGUGCUCUUUUAUGAAAGAGUCAAAAAUUUCUGCAUGAAAGAUCUACCUCUAUAGCCCAGAGCCCCGAGUUCUUGGCUUAAUGAAUAAAACAUAUUAUGUACUGAUUUAAAACUGUCUGGCAAUAGUAGCUACACUUUAUAACUUGGUAACUAUUUCAUUUAAAGUGACCUAGCAACUCACAAUCUGCAGUUUACAAUACAAUUGUAAGGAAUUGAGUGAUAAGACACAACAAAGGGAGGACUGAAGACUAUCAUAUUUAUUAAAAACUUUGAUGGAUCACCUCUAAUUCAUGAAAGGUAUAUGCAAUGACAAACUUGUGCACCUUUAGAAAACUCCAUUUUCCAUUUACUGCAAAAAUAAUAAUAACAACAACAACAUGGCUACCUAUCCAGAAAUGUGUUUUUUUUCUUUCCUUCCCUCUUUUCUUUAUCCUUUAUCUUAUUUAUUUUUAAAAAUAAGUUAUUAGGCAUUAAAGUAAAUAUUUCCACUCUUAUUUAUAGUCUAUGUUUUAAAAUAUUUCAUUUAGACCAUAUUUUUUCCAUUUUUGCUAGGGAAUAAGAUCCACUGAAUUAUUUGGAUCUUCUAUGUAAACAGUGACACUUCCCCAUUAUGUAAAGACUGAGCAUGAAAGCUUUGAUUUAUUUGUUAACAAUGUGAAGUUUUAAUUUCUGAUGACAGAUUAAAAGACUGAAAGGCUGUGGGUAUUCAUUGGCAUAAAGUAAAAACUAGUCAAGAAAUAAUCUUAAUCAAAAGCACUUCAGUAUUGAUUUCUCUUUUUCUUUUGACCUGCUAUGACUUUAUGGUGAUUGAUGUGAAUCAUGUCGCUUGUGAAAGAUGAAAUAAAGUGAGUGCACCUCUUGGGAACCACAGGGAUAUAAUCAGAAGAUUAGAGCAUCUAGAUUCCUCUUAAAUACUUGAGUCGUAGUUGUGGCAUAGUGAAGGCUACAUCCAAAUGUACCCACACUGAUAGUUGACUUCAAGUGUUAAUUCUAAGUCCAAUGUCAGAAUUCACACUCUGGGAAGUCAAAGCUAUGCUUGCUGGCUGUAUCCCCAGAGUACUGAGUCUAUUGCAAGGGUGGAUUUACGUGCAUUCAAGCAAAUGCAAGGGAAGCUUUUAUCACAUGCAAGUGAAUAAAAAGUUAAAUUCCAGUUCAGAUUUGGCACUUGGGCUCAAAUUCACAUAACCUGGUAAUUUGUCAUUAAUCUGUACUCAGUUUACCCAAUCUGUGGUCUUAUCAUAGCAGUCUGGAUCAUAAACUAACCAGAUGAACCAUAUUCAUACCACAUGCUAGAUAAAAUGUGAUUUUAGUUUUUAGUUCAGUGUGGCUUUCAAAUUACACUGGGUAAAUAUACCUUCAAAAGUUGUAGCCCGCUUCCUCAACAAUUUAAACCUCCCUGACUAUUCUUUCGAACACAUGAUAGUUUGUAUGUCACAUUUAAAAAAAAACCUAGUUAUGUUAUGGCUAGGACAGAAUUGGGAAUACUGUAGGGACCACUUUACAAUGAAAAUAAAAGUUAAGUGAAAACCUGAUUUUAAAAAAAACCAUGUUUACAAGACUGCACUGAACAAAUACAAUGAGAGUUAGGUCACUGGUCCUUGAAUGAACAAUCAUGGGUU
Molecule: messenger RNA, 4248 nt
Organism: Notechis scutatus (mainland tiger snake)
Lineage: Eukaryota; Metazoa; Chordata; Lepidosauria; Squamata; Elapidae
Gene: PPM1J
Product: protein phosphatase, Mg2+/Mn2+ dependent 1J
Biological process (GO): protein dephosphorylation
Cellular component (GO): mitochondrion
Molecular function (GO): [pyruvate dehydrogenase (acetyl-transferring)]-phosphatase activity
Source: RefSeq, a predicted model, not a curated record